GCUUUCAGCUGCACCACCUUGGGUGAGAAACAAGGAGGAUGUGAGCAGCAGGACAUGGAGGAUGAGGAGAUAGGGAGGGGUAGAGGGGUGUCCAGCUAUCUGCAAUGCCCCCCUGUGAAACGGGAUAGGGGGUGGGCUGCACAGAGCUGCAGCAGAUUCAAGUUCUGUUUGAAGGAGGAAAAAUGGUUCCUGUGCAACAGAGCUGCUGCAUCCCCGGCCCGGAGCUGCACACUGCCUUCCUCUGAGGUGGAAAGAUCCCCGAGCUGCAGGGAUGGAACAGACACCCCAGGUAACCCCAUCGGAUUGGCGACGGCAGCAGCUGACACCACGGGCUGCGGCUUUCCCUGGGCUUUUAUCCCUGUGUCCCGUAUCCCUGCUCAUCCUUUCUCAGCACGUCCCGCAGCCCCGCUCCAUGGCGGCUCCCCACACUCCCAAAGAACCGCAGUUUUUGGAAGAUGCUUCCACCUCGUGGCCCUGUGCAGAAAUGACCGUCUGUCAGGUGCCAGGCUGCGCCCAUCAGCCCAAUGCCAGGCAAGGGCGGCUCUGUGCCACCCCAUUGCCGGUCCAUCACCGCCCCGCCCGAGCUGAGCUGUGACACCCGGUCCCCGACCCGAGCUUCGUUGCGCCAGGAAACCCCCACAGCUCGGAUUUCCCACCACCGCCCCGCAGUUUUGGCUGUUCUUAUUGCAUGGGGUGGGGGUGACACAUCCGCGGGUUUGCUCUGGGCUGCAGCUGUUACACCUCGCCUGCAAUAUCUUGAAGUCAGACGACCCCUCCCUUGCAAUUCCCGGGGGUCACCUCCCUCCCCAGCUCUGCUCCUACUGCCCGCUAGCGGGUGGAUUUGGGAAAAACACCUUCCGAGCUGUCGGAGCAUCCCUGCCUACUCGCGGCUCCAGCAAGCAGUGGCUUUGGAAGAGCUCUGCGCUGCACCGCGCUGAAAUACCCCACGGGAAUCCCCAUCCCUCCCCUCUGCGGAGCUCAGUGCUGCAGAAAUCCGCCUCGAUGCGCUCUAGCGGCGGGAUGCUUUCUCAAUAUUCACUGCAUCCGAGCUGCAGCAGCUCCUGGAAUUUGCAAGGCUGUAAAACUUCUGUAGCCAGGGACUCAUUGCAAACAGUCCGACCGUAUCACAGGUUGUGCAAGCAUUGCAUUUGUUGCAGUUCACUGCAAAUUUGCAGGAAUUCACCUUGCUAUUCAUCCCAGUGCUGCAAUAAUGCGUUCUGCCCCUCCUCAGCAGUGUCCAAUGUGUCUCUGUGCCAGCAGCUUCAGUUUGCUUUGAGUCUUUGCCUCUGGGAAGCAAUAUCCCUGGGUUCAGCAGUGCUGCCAGCAUCUCCAUCCCAUGCAUUGAACACACAGCAAACCUCAGUUCCCAGCUCUUGCAAUCUUGGGCUGAACCAAACAACGAAACAGAUUUCCCCAAUGGGAUCUGCAAACAGAGCUGAAUGAUUCAGUGUUUGCUGGGGGUGAGCAGGAUCCCUCUUUAUUUUGUGACAGCAGCAGUGUAAAGUGAUUACAUUUCUUGCUCUCUGUGCUUUUGUUAAGACACAAAGUCCAUGAAGGCUGCAAAUCCAUUCUCCAUGCUCCUCAUGUGCACAGCGCAACGCGAUUGUUACUUCUACUGCCAGUGCCACAGCUCCACGCUGUUGCAUAGGGAUGUGUCCAAGUGGGGGACUCUCAUGUCAAUAAGGGACUCACAUGUAGCAAGAAAAGUGGGUUGCAGAGAAAACCAUCCCAGGAGGACCUGUGGAAGCUCAGCAGCUCCACCUGUGCGUGCAGAGCCCUGCGGAGCUGCUGGCCUCUUGCAGUGUUGCUGACUUAAAGGCUCAGCUAUUUCACUGGGCAAGAUCCAUCUCGCACGGGCUGACACCGAGCAGGCAGGCAGGGUGUGAAGGACUGGAACUGGGCUCCUCUUCCACGGAACAGAUCUCACCUGCCUGGAUACAGAGCUUGUUGAAAGCAGGACCUGAUCCUGCUGCCCUGGCUGCAGCUCAAAGGAAGAGCUCCACACAAAUGGGGAAGGAAGCAGGGAGUGGUGAAUUCGGGAAGCGCUUUGUUCCACCCAUGCAGGCAAUUGGCACGGAUGGGUCUACAGGGGGUUAAGCAAAGGCCCGUGAAGAAACCUGCCAGCUCCGUGCAUCGCAGUCCCGAAGGAAAUUAAAUGCCUUGUGCCAUAUGGUGCACAGCAAGGGGGGGCUUUGGGGCAGCAUCCACCCCAGUGCACGGGGCAGGUGCAAGCUGGGGGCUUCCAACCCCACCAAGAAACACAGCCUGCCCGGCACAAAGCACGGUGAUGGGGAAGCAGGGGGAAGGCUGACACAUGUGCAGCCUAACCCACUGGCAGAGCAGUGGGGAGGCAGAGCCAAUGGCUGCUUCUCAUGCUCACAAAUGUGAUGCUCAGCGGGAACAGAAGGCAGCGCCUGCUGGCAGGUGGACGGCAUGGAAAGAGCGGACAGCGAUGAUCCCGGCAGGACCGGCUGCUGAGAGGUCCCCUUGGAUGCUCCAGGUGAUGCCCCAGUUCACUUUCGCUUGCUUCUGCGGGCUGCAUGGCUUCUGCAAGAUGAAGAGGAAGAAGGAGGAACCCAGUGCAGAGCAGGAGACGGCGGUGUGAGCAGCUGGGACAGGAGUGGGACAUCGGAGCUGCUGGGGGACAUUGGCUGUCCCCUCUCCUGUUGCCUCUAUAGGGAUCCCUGUGCUGCAGAGACAUUUGCCUGGCCAGGAGGGAGCUGAAACAUGGGAGUGCUCAAACUGGGAGGCACCAGCCAGCAUUGCAGACAUUAUUGGGGUGCUGCAGCCAUCCUGCCACAUGCACUGAGCCCUCUGCACCCCAACAGCUGCAGUCAGAGGAGGAUUCCCCACCGCCCUGCCCUCACCCCAGCACUGCUCUGCAGACAAACCCUAAAAGGGUUUCCGAAAUCCGGAGCCAGCCCAUGUCCUGCAUGGAUUAAUAGUGCUGGGGGGUGGGCUGCCUCAGGGUGGUAAGUGCUCUCACGGCUGCAGAAUUGGCUGAACGUACAAGCAAGCUCUAUUUUUAAUGUAUUUAAUUAUUAUUUAUUAAGUUUUUCUCAAGCAAAUGUCUGGGACUGCAAGAAGCCAAUCUUCACCUCUCAGCCAUGCCUGGCUCUGUAGCUGCAGCACAGCAGAGCCUGUUGGGGACAGCAAGCACACCACCAGGCUCGUGCAGGGGACACAGUGGUGGUGGCAUUCAUUCCUGUGCCACUGAGCAACGCAGUCCAACAGGAGCCGGUUCGUGGUUGGCACAAAGGCCAACAGCCUCCAGGUGGUGUCACUGGGGGCUCUCUGCAGGGACAUUUCUGGCACAAUCGUGUCCUCCAGAGCAGAAAUCCUUAAGUUCUUCCACCUGCUGUUUCCCUUCUCUAUAUGCAGAACCCAAUCACAGGAGGAUGAAAGCGAUGCUCACGGGUACCAGGCAGGAGAUGCUCACCCCUAGGGCUGCUCCUGCUCCCACUGCCUUCGCCUGGCACUGUGGCUGUUCCUGAGGCCCCCUGGAUCCCCAUUUCCCCUCCACCCUCUCUGUGCAUCCUUCCUACCUACAGUUAAAGCCAUACAGGAGCUCCCCACAUUCUGUGCCUUUCAGGGACUGUCCUACAGAUGUUCUCCAGCAGCCGACCCCUGGUGAGGGUCCCCACAGAUCUGGGGACAUUGCUGAGGUCUCAAUGUCACGAUGCUGGGCUCCAGCCUGCAUCCUUGGCCCCAUUUAUACCCAAAAUUCAAGAUCUCAUUUCAGACACUGGAGCCUCAGUGCUGCCAUGGCCAAGAAUUGAGAAAAGCAGGAGGGACAGCUCGUGGGGAAGGGUAAAUAGUAGGGGAACACGUCUCUGGAGCAGGGGGCAUGGACUGCAGCAGCCUGACACCCCCUGGGAGCUCCCACAGAAGGGGCUGAGCAAACUUAGAGAGCAAUUCCCCCCCGCCUUGUUAAGCAGCUCGACUUUCCCAGGGCUCUCAGAGCACAUUUGCACAUGACAAACAGAGCCGUAGCCACCAGUGACAGCUGCCCUAUGGAGAUCUGUUGGCUCAGCCAACACCCAGAACCAACACGGCCAGUAUUUUAUUUUCUCAUCUGAAGGAUUUAGGACAAAAAGCAGCCAGAAGUGCCAAGAACAGAAGGUGCAGCUGAGGAGCUCUAAAUCCUCUCCGCUGCUGCGUGCCUGUGGGCUGUGAUGGGAAGCAGUGGAUGGAUGCUGGCUGUGGGAUGGCAGCAAUGCCUGGUCCCUGUGCACCUACCCCAGGGUUGGGGGCACUCAGAGGGCAGUUUGUUUCUCCCCUCUCUGAGCUCAGGUGAUGUGAACUGAGUGAUUCCCUGCUGGGCUCCGGGUGUUGGCCAGGUGUCCCUGCCUUCAUCACCGUGGAGCUCAGCAGAUUUCAGCCUGGCAAGCACAGAUCAGUGAGAAAUGCUGUGGUUAAUGCAGGCUGUAUUGCGUCCUCUGGGAGCUCUGAGGCUGCAGCAGCCUUUUACUUUGCAGUGCACACAAGAAGCUCCCAGGGAAGCUGAAGACACCAAGGUUAAUGCUGAUGCACCCACCUUCGGGUUCAGCUGUUGGUGCCCCACUCCUGGGGGCACACAGUUGGUUCCCCCUAGUGAAGAUGUGGGGUGAUGACCCCUCUCAGGGCUCUUUUGGCAGCAGGGUGAGAUUCAGGGAGAUGAUGGGCAGCUUUUGCUCAGUUGGGUUUCACAGAGGCUAAAAUAUAGCUGUGGGUUGCGGGAGAGGUUCGUGACCUCAAAACCCUCACUGCUAAACCUCUUAGACUGCAGAUCCAUCACAGUUUGGCAGCAGAGGAUGUGCAGCUAACAGAUGCUCCGAGGCUCUGUGUCAAGCUGGAUGCACAGAGAGCAUCCCUGCAAAGGAUUCUGUGCAUGGAGGGAGUGCUCUGAGGGCUCCUGGGUGCUAAGAGAUGAGCUGGGAACUCUGCUGCAGGCUCUGCACUCAUGCUAUGCACUCACUGUGCAUGCUCUCCAUGGCACAUGCAUGCAGCACACACUGCACAUGGUGCAUGCCCAGCACACACUGCUCUGUGCACACACUAUGCACACACUGCUCGUGCCAUGCACACCUGCAUUGUGCACACCACCACGUUGCACACUGGUGUGUGCAGCAGCUCUGUGCUUGCUCAGGAGCACACCAUGGUUGCACACUGGCAGCUCUGUGCCUGCUUGGGCUGCCCCUGUGUCUCUAGUGCUCCCAUCCCCAGUGAAUGAAUGUAGGAUUUGAAAGCAAGACAGGCAGAUGCUCACCUACACCCAUUACAUGUGCAUGUGAAAACACAAUAAAUCAAGCAGGUGCAGCCUGAAUGCUCAGGAGCCCGAGCUACAGUUAUUUUUACAGUGAACUUCCCACCUCCCUGCACGGAUGGAGCUCUCGGAGCAACAAUAUGUUUUCCACCGUGGCUCCGAGCAACAUGGUUUGCUCCUGGAUUGACCUCUAUUGUGCUCAUAAACGGCUCGUGGUGCUUUUUGAUUCCCCCAUCAUCAUGCCUUGACCUCCAGAUUUAUGGUGAAGGUCCUUUCAGCUGCGUAUUGUUUCCCACCAGGCUCAGCCUGGCUCUUUCUGUUGCCAACCUGCCAGGAUGCUGCACUCUUCCUGCUGCCACCUGACGAUCCUGCAGCAGUCAAAGUAAAGUUGUGAGGCUUUUUUUUCUCCUUUAUUUUAUUUUAUUUUAUUUAUUUUUUUCCAUUGGCAGCAUUUUAACAAGGCUGGGAUGCUUCUGAGACUGCGAGGGCUGGGAGCUGACAGCUCUCUUCAGAAGAGAAACGCUCUCCCUGCCUCUCUUUCUCUCUCCCCCACAUUUGCACAAAAAACCCCAGGCGUUUUUAUAAGCUGGGAUUUUGCUUCUUGUUCAGGAUUUCCUCUUGCUCUCCCGAGCGACAGACACACACACACACACCGCCUUUGGCUCAUCCACACUGCUUUUGCUUCUCCCCUCCAGAAGUGGCUGCACUGCAGCAGCUAUAUCCUACCCACAUUGCAGGCAGUGCACACUCCUGUUGUCCCUCAAUGAUACCCAAACACUUUUCCAAGACUUUCCCACCCUCAGGUUGCCCGAAGCUGAGGCUGCUGAACCACCCAUGAGUUGGCUGCUGGGUGCUGAGCAGCUCCCAGUCGUGCAAAGGGUACAAAGUGCAAGAUGCAAAUCAUGCUUUCCAUUGCACGCUCUGUGUGCACUGCAUGACAUCUAUGCUGUGGCUUUCCAGGUUUGGGUUUUUUUUUUUUUCCUUUUCUUUUUACUGUUGCUCCUUAAGAAGAGGAACGCAGCACUCCUGAAAAAUGCAUUUCUUCCCACCAGCAAUAAUCCUCCUUUAAUCCUAUUUACACCAGGGAAAACAUCCAAGCGGGGGUGGGUGCAGAAGGAGGGUCCCCAUUGCACUCAGACUUUGGGGAUGGAUGGACCAUAGCUCAGCCCCUUCCAGCAAACCCAAGCACUGCCCACAUGGCACCUCCUGGUGCAGCUUUUGUGAAGGGGGGGGGAGAAGAGAAGGGAGAAAACCCCAUUCCUGAGUGCAUCUGUGAGGUGUUUUGUCAGAUCCUAUACAAUUCCCUGAUUCCCCCCUAAUAAACCUGCACUGAUCUCUGCAGUUGCUGCACUCACAUGGAGAGCUCUGCGGUGUCUAUGGAGGAUCAAAGCAUUCAACCUCUUUUUAUUGUCCUUCCCUUUUAUCCCACUGCCUGGAUUUCAUCACGAAAGGGACCUACCCAGACUUGUUCCUCAGGAGUCUCCCAGCCUCAGUAGCCAUAGAAACCAGCUAUUUUUAGUCUGUUUUCAUGAUGCCAGCAAAUGACUUUUCUCUACUUUGGAGAGACAGAAGACCAGGUCAGCCCCAUGCAUGGCAAAUGCAAAGCUGUGCAUCCCUUUGAGAAGAUAAACGUGGCAUUUGCAAACACGUAUCAACGCACAGAGCAGGUUUGUACUUAUUAUAUUUCCUAUCUGGACAAAUUAUUUAUGCAAAUUUCUAGAGUGUGGAUUUUAUCGACCUUUGGAGAUCAGGGUUUUUGCUAUGCGACAAACCUUGUCCUUCCCCGAGUUGGUUUUCAGCCUUCUUCAUACAAAUGAAAAAAGUUUUGGAAUCCGACCACCUGGCAGCGAUGGGAUGCAAUGGGCAAAGCCCCUCCAAGCAGAGAUGGGGACUGUUCCCACACAGAGCACACCAGGAGAUGGAAAAACACACAUCCCAAUGGCUUCUGCUCUGAUGGCUCUGACUGACAGCAGCGUACUGUGAAUUCUGGAUGCACAUCAUGACUGUGGUUUGCACUGAAGGACUGGUCUGUUGAUCAGAUCUAUUCUGUUCUGUUCUAUUCUAUUCUGUUCUCCCCCCUCCCCUCCUUUCCCCUCCUCUCCCCUCCCCUGCUCUCCCCUGCCCUCCCCU
Messenger RNA from Lagopus muta (rock ptarmigan), 7375 nucleotides. RefSeq names its product BLACAT1 overlapping LEMD1 locus (gene BLACAT1). The coding region runs from base 2315 to 2605 and encodes 96 amino acids. Lineage: Eukaryota; Metazoa; Chordata; Aves; Galliformes; Phasianidae. The record is from RefSeq and is a predicted model, not a curated record. The transcript is spliced from 4 exons.